GCCGCCGCGGCUCAGCCCCCGCCCGGCCCGAGUCCCCGCCCGCCUCGCCCCCAGCGCAGCGCUCUCCUGCGUGCAGCAGCCCCGCACCGCAGGCAGCCGCAGCCGCCGCCGCCCCGGGACCCGGCGAAAUGGCUUCUGGAGUUACAGUGAAUGAUGAAGUCAUAAAGGUUUUUAAUGACAUGAAAGUCAGGAAAUCUUCAACCCCUGAAGAGAUUAAAAAAAGAAAGAAAGCUGUUCUUUUCUGCUUAAGCGAUGACAAAAAACAGAUAAUUGUAGAGGAGUCGAAGCAGAUACUGGUUGGUGACAUUGGAGACACGGUGGAGGACCCCUAUACAGCCUUUGUGAAGUUGCUACCUUUGAAUGAUUGCAGAUACGCUUUGUAUGAUGCCACAUACGAGACAAAGGAGUCGAAGAAAGAAGACCUGGUAUUUAUAUUCUGGGCUCCUGAAAGCGCACCUUUAAAAAGCAAGAUGAUCUACGCAAGCUCUAAAGAUGCCAUUAAAAAGAAAUUUACAGGUAUUAAACACGAGUGGCAAGUAAAUGGUUUGGAUGAUAUUAAGGACCGUUCAACACUUGGAGAGAAAUUGGGAGGCAACGUUGUAGUUUCACUUGAAGGAAAACCCUUAUAAAAAGACAGACAAGUGCCAUCUGGAUCUAAGGAGCUUCCAUUUCUGCAGCUCGUUCAAUUGGAAUAGUAUUAGUCUCCCCAUCCCCUUCCCUCCACAAAAAAAUAAGUCCCUUUCCCCUAAUGCCCCUGAAGGAGAUGUAAUUGUUAAGCAGUCUACCAGCGAUCGCCAUUAGACUGUUUAAUCCUGGUAGUUUUAUGUAGGAUCCAAGGAAUGCUUUCACGUCAUCCUCUUAGCCAAAAGUGACGUGGCAGGCAUUCCUUGCAACGUGUACAAUGAAUGUGAUAGUUAAUGUGAAUAGUCUAGCAGACAGCAAAGGGUAAGCUAAUUGAAUGCCUUGAAAGUAUCGUCCACUGGUCGGAUGGUAGACUCUAUACAGUAUUACUUACAGUUGCACUUGAUUGCAGUUCCAUGAGGCUCUUGUGCAUUCAUACACCUCACCUGCCUUGACAAGCCUAUUUUUUGUGACAUGGCAGCACACAACACUAUGCAUUUAAAGCACUUUUUUGUAAGAUGUUUGACCCGCCCCUCCCCCCCAAAGGAAUGCCAAUUAAGUUGCUGUAACUGUGUCAUCAGAUUAUUGUAGUACCUCAGUUUCAUUCCUGUUACAUGCAUAUCUUUAUAAAUGAAGUAGCUGUUACGAUGCCUUUUGUUUUCCAUUGAAUGUACACUACUGAACAGGAGUAGAAGUUAACCUGUUUACCAUGUGAGUCUUGAAACACUAUAAAGUUUUGUAAAACAUCCGUCACGGUGGCAAUUUCUGUACUGAAAAGAGCCUUAAAUGGAACAUUGUUGUGGUUUUUUUGUUUUGUUUUGGGGUUUGUUUCUCUCUCUUUUU
Dryobates pubescens (Downy woodpecker) is the source of this 1464-nucleotide messenger RNA. It is a transcript of the gene CFL2, whose product is annotated as cofilin 2. Gene Ontology annotation, cellular component: actin cortical patch; cytoplasm; actin cytoskeleton. The transcript has 4 exons. The coding region runs from base 129 to 629 and encodes 166 amino acids. Lineage: Eukaryota; Metazoa; Chordata; Aves; Piciformes; Picidae. The record is from RefSeq and is a predicted model, not a curated record. Gene Ontology annotation, biological process: actin filament severing; cell motility; actin filament fragmentation. Gene Ontology annotation, molecular function: actin filament binding.